AAAAAGAGUGUCGCCCUAAUGUUUAGAGUCUGUGGCACGGUAGCAUUUGGUUAAGGUUUCCGCGUUGAAUUUUUGUUCCUUUUCGCGUGAAAAUUGACAGAGCUUGCAAUUAAAAAUGCUUGAAAUAAGAAGAAAAUAAAUGGCAAAAUCUGUUACAAAAAAUGUUACUAUAUCUUUAGAAAAUUCUCUAUAUCGAGUUUUUAAAAACUCGAAGGCCAAAUGAUGAAUACGUACACUCCCAAUUAUUUCAUAAUUUCCUUUCAAAAGUGAAAGACUAUUAACAUAGAUAUAGUAUUACACGCGUUCGAAAUCACUAUUGCUUAAUACAACAAAUUAUCCAAUUAAUUUAUCUUUUUACAUUAUUAACGGCAGGAGAUGUCACACAAUUUUUUUUUAUUAAAGGUAAAUGAAAUCGAUCGUCAACAUGGACAAGUCAGAGAAUCAACUGAAAACCUGGAAAAGGAAAAACAUAAAGUCGAAUGCGACGUCUGAGGUAAUGACCCAAUGCGUCCAGGUUGUUGUAAGAUGUCGACCCAUGGACGAGAAGGAAAUAGCUCGCGGUUACACGCGCGUGGUGGACGUGUUCCCAUCUAGAGGGGUGGUCGAGGUUCGUCAUCCGCGGGAUGACCCGACCAGCGAUAAUGUGAAAGUUUUCACGUUUGACUCGGUUUACGAUUGGAAUUCCAGUCAACAAGACCUCUACGAGGAAACGGUCAGACCGUUAGUAUCCUCAGUCCUGGAUGGCUUCAACGGUACUAUAUUCGCGUACGGACAAACGGGCACUGGGAAAACUUACACUAUGGAAGGCCUCAAAGGCGACUACGACAGGCGGGGUGUAAUCCCGCGGUCCUUCGAGCACAUUUUUAAUCACAUAGGCAGAUCCGAGAACAUGCAGUACUUGGUACGAGCGAGUUACUUGGAGAUUUAUCAGGAGGAGAUACGAGAUCUUUUGCAAUCCGAUCAAAGCCUUCGGUUCGAGCUGAAAGAGAAACCGGAUACCGGUGUAUUCGUGAAAGACCUGUCCACGUCGGUGUGCAAAAGUGCAGCGGAGAUACAGCAGUUGAUGAAUACAGGGAACCAAAACAGAACUAUAGGCGCGACUAAUAUGAACGAGCACAGUUCCCGGUCGCACGCAAUAUUCUUGAUCACCAUUGAAAUGGGAUCCAUCGACGAUACAGGAGGAAUUAGGGUGGGUCGUUUGAAUUUGGUCGAUCUCGCCGGCAGCGAGAGGCAGAGUAAAACUGGCGCAUCCGGCGAACGGCUGAAAGAAGCAAGUAAAAUUAACUUAAGCUUGUCGGCAUUGGGAAAUGUGAUUUCCGCUUUAGUGGAUGGGAAAACCACGCACGUGCCGUACAGAGAUUCGAAGCUGACCCGACUGUUGCAAGAUUCUUUGGGUGGAAAUUCGAAGACCAUCAUGGUUGCGAAUAUUGGUCCUGCCAGUUAUAAUUACGAUGAGACUUUGACCACACUGCGAUACGCGAAUCGCGCAAAGAACAUCAAGAACAAGCCGAGAAUAAAUGAGGAUCCGAAGGACGCUCUUUUAAGGCAAUAUCAAGAAGAGAUUGGUCGAUUGAAGGAGAAAUUGGCACAGAAAGGCAUGGUGCAGAGACGAAAGAAAAAGUCGAAGAAGAAGAAAGAAGAUGAAGCCGCAGAUUCGGAAUCCGAAGCGGAUGAUAGCCGAAGCGAGGAUAACAAAAUUGAGACGGACAAGAAGCUCAUCGCGGAACAAUUGAAAGCGGAGAAACAAGAAACGGAGACUCUUAUACUGAGAAUAAAAGACUUGGAAAGCAAAAUGCUCUGCGGUGGUAAGAACAUUAUAGACCACACGAAUGAACAGCAAAGAGCGCUGGAACAGAAGUCGGCUGAGAUUGCAGAGAGAAAGAAGCGAGAGGUUGAAAUGCAACAGAAGCUUGAAGAUGAGGAGCUUACAAUGCUGGGCGUGAAGGAAACUUAUACGAAUCUGCAGCAGGAAGUAGACGUGAAGUCUAGGAAAUUAAGGAAAUGUUUCACGAAGUUACAAGUAUUAAAGCAGGAGUUGGAAGAUGUUACCAAUGAUUUCAAUAGGGACAGAAGGGAUUUGGAGCAAACUCAACAUGAGCUCAUGAAAGAAUUGAAACUGAAGUAUCUUAUAAUAGAAAAUUUCAUUCCUGAGGAAGAAAAGAAUAAAAUCUUGUCAAGAAUCCAUCUCGAUGAAGAGGAUGACUGUUGGAUAGUAAAGGAUCCAGAACCAUCCAGUAUAGAGACGAUAAAGAGACCUACGUCUGUUCCAGGUGCUCGAAGGCCGAUUUCUGAAUACGCGCGUAUUGCUCUAGCCAUGGGGAGGGGUUGUCGCUACGCAGGAGAAAACAUAUUGAAUUUAGACCUUGACAUGCCUGCUAGAACGACAAUGGAUUACCAAGGGCCGGUAAUUGCACCCACAAUUCAAGCCGUCCUCGAAGAAGCGUUACGCGAUGAGGGCGAUAUUGACGUAGAUGCAUCGAGUGCGAAACUCAGAUCCAAACCGCGAUUACAGUCUGCAAAAAUACGACCUAAGAGUGUUGGAAAGAUUCCACAGAUUCCGCCGCCUGUUUAUCCAAAGACGAGAGGACUCGUGCCGAAAUAAAAGAAAAUACGUUCUCUUGUAUCUGUAAAGUGAAAUGUAUAUAUUGUGCAAACUAUAUUUUGGGUUGCAUUCUACUAAUUUAUAUAGACCGUUGUGAUGGUACUGUGUGUAUCGAUAAGCGCAAAAUAGUUGAAGUCUUUAUAAUUCUCUAGUCAAUGUGCACUGUGCAGCCACGAGGUAUUAUUGCAUUAAUAAAGAACACGAAAUAAAUGAUAACGUUAAGACUAAACACUUGGUUACUUUUUAAGCAAUUAUAGCGGGCAGUAUCGAUAUCCGUGAUUUGGAGUAAUUGCUUCGAUGGUUUGACCUGCUACUGCGAACAUAAAGCUUACAUACUUAAAACAAGUUUGUUUCUAAAACGUCUUGAAAGUAAGAAAAUAAUAAUAUAAUUUCUACGCUAUUAAAAAUACUAUUACUAAUGGCAAUAAGGUAUGUAAAAGUUAAUUUUGUCAGAAUUCUCAAUAGUACAUUAUGUACAGUUUAAUUAUAUUUAUUGAUUAAAGAAAUGUUAAUUAUUGGAAAUGUGAUAAAAAAUGAAAAAAUAUAUCUGGCACGUUUCGUUUAUUUAAUUACCGAUUGACAGGUCAAAUAAUCAAGACUGAUUAAAAAGAAAAAAAUAAUCCUAUUAAUUUAGAUUUAUGUUUAUUUUUGAAGGCUGGCAGUUGUAUAUUUAAAUUGAUGAUAUUUGUUAAAAUAAAAUUGUGAAAUGUAGGGUAAAGAGAUCUGUUUAAGUAUCUUUUUUUUUAUACUGCUAUGUUUAUUAUUAAUUUAAUUCUAUUUUUAUUAUUAUUGAAUAUUAAGAACAAGUUCCUUGGUGUAUUUAUAGUUUCUCUGAAAUAUGAAAAACUUAUACACAUAAAAGUAUUUACAAAACGAAGAUUAUUCUUUACUAAUUUAAUACACUUUUACAACAUGUUCUCUUAAUUAAAAAAUUACACAUAGUUGUCCUCGCUAUUACGUAUGUAUAUGUGUAUACAUAUACAUAGUAAAUAUAUAUGUAUAUGUAUAUUUUUUUAACGUUAAAAGUGCUUGUAAAAAUAAUGUUCAAUACUUUCGACUCCUUUGAUGUUUUAUCACACUUAUCUGAACCUGCUAAAUUAUAAAUAUGAUAAACAUAUUAUCAAUUAAUAAGAUUGAAUGAAAGAUAGCAUAACAAAAUUGUAAUCGAGAGUAAAGACGUUUCUUUCAAUUACGUUCCUAUUUUUCUUUACUUACUUCAUUCCCGCUGACAUUGAUGCCUCAACACUUCAUUCCAUAAAUCCACGUUCACACCACGCGCCUACUGCGAUAUACUUAAGCGA
Molecule: messenger RNA, 3903 nt
Organism: Nomia melanderi (Alkali bee)
Lineage: Eukaryota; Metazoa; Arthropoda; Insecta; Hymenoptera; Halictidae
Gene: Klp68D
Product: kinesin-like protein 68D
Biological process (GO): microtubule-based movement
Molecular function (GO): microtubule binding; microtubule motor activity; ATP binding
Source: RefSeq, a predicted model, not a curated record